AUGCACACCGCCAUCUUGGCCCCGCCCCUCCCGCCGCGUCACGCGGGGCCGCGGUCACGCGGGCGGCGCGCGGCCCCGGUUGCCAUGGCGAGCGCGGCGCGGAGGCCGCGGGGCCUCCGCUGGGCCCUGGGCCCGCUGGGGCUCUGCUGGGCCCUGGGCCCCGCCGCCGCCACCAACAUCGUCCUGCUCCUCAUGGACGACAUGGGCUGGGGGGAUUUGGGAGCUUUCGGAGAGCCUUCCAAGGAAACCCCUAACCUAGACCAGAUGGCUGCAGAAGGGAUGCUUUUCCUGGAUUUUUAUACUGCCAGCCCCCUCUGCUCUCCCUCAAGGGCAGCGCUGCUGACGGGCCGGCUCCCGGUCAGGAAUGGCUUUUACACCACAAAUGGACACGCCAGGAAUGCAUACACACCACAGGAUAUAGUGGGAGGAAUCCCAGAUUCCGAAUUACUGCUUCCAGAGCUCCUGAAGAAAGCUGGUUACACCAAUAAGAUCAUUGGCAAAUGGCACUUGGGGCACCGGCCCCAGUUCCACCCCCUGAAGCACGGCUUUGAUGAGUGGUUUGGGUCCCCAAACUGCCACUUCGGGCCCUACGACAGCACAGAGCGCCCCAACAUCCCCGUCUACAGGGACUGGGAGAUGGUUGGCAGAUACUAUGAAGACUUCAAAAUUGAUCUGAAGACAGGUGAAGCCAACCUGACUCAGCUGUACCUGCAGGAAGCUCUGGAUUUUAUUAGCAAGCAGCAGGCCAGCCAGCAGCCAUUCUUUUUAUACUGGGCAAUUGAUGCUACCCACGCUCCUGUUUAUGCCUCCAAACAGUUCCUGGGCACGAGUCAGAGAGGGCUGUACGGGGAUGCUGUGCGGGAAAUCGAUGACAGCGUUGGGAAAAUCCUGAAGCACCUCCAGCAGCUGGGCAUCAGUGAGAGCACCUUUGUGUUUUUCACCUCUGAUAAUGGGGCUGCUCUCAUUUCAGCUCCCAAGCAAGGAGGAAGCAAUGGGCCUUUCCUGUGUGGCAAACAAACCACCUUCGAGGGUGGCAUGAGGGAGCCGGCCAUCGCCUGGUGGCCCGGCCACAUCCCUGCAGGAGGGGUCAGCCAUCAGCUGGGCAGUGUGAUGGAUCUGUUCAGCACCAGCCUCUCCCUGGCGGGUCUGCAGCCUCCCAGUGACAGACAGAUUGAUGGCAUCGACCUUUUACCUGUCAUCCUGCAGGGCAAGCUAAUUGACAGGCCCAUUUUCUAUUAUCGUGGCAACGAGCUGAUGGCAGUGAGAGCUGGGCUUUACAAAGCUCACUACUGGACCUGGAGCAACUCCUGGGAGGAGCACGGCAAGGGCAUUGAUUUCUGUCCUGGCCAGAGCGUGGCUGGAGUGACCACACACACCCAGGAAGAGCACACUCACCUGCCCCUGCUCUUCCACCUGGGCAGGGACCCUGGUGAGAAGUACCCAUUAAGUUUUGCCAGUGAGGAAUACCAGCGGGCCGUGGAGCACAUCUCAGGGCUGGUCCAGCAGCACAAGGCCACCCUGGUGCCAGGCCAGCCCCAGCUGAACGUGUGUGACCAGGCUGUCAUGAACUGGUCCCCUCCAGGCUGUGAGAAGCUUGGGAAGUGCCUGAAAGCACCAGAGUCUGAUCCUAAGAAAUGCUCUUGGCCUCACUGAUGGCUGCAGCCCUCCAGAGCUACGCUGGACAUCCAGUUUCCAAUGCCUGCUCCUGUUGGCACUCCUGUUUACACAGGAAGGGUGUGAUGUGCGCAUGAUAUCAUCACUUGCUCUUCCAAAAGGGCCAGUGUUUAUAUUCCUCGUGCUCAGGGUUUAGCCUCUACUCCUCCUUUCCCCCAGUUCUUUCCCUAAAUGGUAACUCCAGUGAGGAUUGGGUCGGCUGUAAAAGCUCCCUGGACAGCCACGACUCUGCCAUCAGCUCCAAAAUGCCAUGGAUCACUUCUGCUCCUUCCACCCAGCCUUGCUCACAGGGGUGCCCCAACAAGAGCCACGGGACAGGUCAGGAAACUCAGAGCUGCCAGAGAGCCCUGCCCAAGCUGCCCGUGUUUUCUUUGCCUGUAGCUUGUUGUUUUAACAUUUGAUUUCCAUUGUGAACUCUGGACAUCAACUUGUUUUCCCUUUCUCCCCAAAUUUGUGAGUUCUGGGUGCAAACCAGGGAUCCCUCCUGCUCACAGCUGAGGGGUUUGGAACUGGGGACAAUGCCCUGAAUUCCUUCCAUGUGUAGCUGCAAACAUUCCCUAGGUCAUGGUUUAAGGAAAGGUGGGCAUUGUCUUCAGGUAAGUGUUGGAUUGGGGUUACAGCCCCUGCCAGUGCCUGAAGGAGCUCCAGGAGAGCUGGAGAGGGACUUUGGGGAAGGGCCUGGAGUGCCAGGACACAGGGAAUGGCUUCCCACUGCCAGAGGGCAGGGAUGGAUGGGAUAUUGGAAAGGAAUUCUUCCUUGUAGGAGUGGUGAGGCCCUGGCACAGGUUCCCAGAGCAGCUGUGGCUGCCCCUGGAUCCCUGGCAGUGCCCAAGGCCAGGCUGGACAGGGCUUGGAGCAGCCUGGGACAGUGGAAGUGGGAUUGCACUGGAUGAGCUUUCAGGUCUUUUCCAGCCCAGACCAUUCCAGGAUUCUGUUGCCAAUUGUUUGUGCAGGACAUCUGUGGGGAGCUGGGGGUCAGCUGUUCAUCUUGGGGCUUUCCUUAAUUUCCAGAAAUCUGGAUCUAAAGCUGGUCCAAGCCACACUUCCCAUCUCGUGCUCUGGGCCCAGCCAAGUGCAGGCUCAGAAAUGCCCCUUGGCAUCAGCCCUUAACUCUUGACCCCAUUUCCAGCACACUCUCUCCCAGGAAUUCUCCUUGUGCAAACCUUCCCAGCCUGGCUGUGGCUCUCCUUUAGCCAGAGUUCCUGGGGAACACAGAGCCUUUGCUCAAUCCUGCAGGGCAGCUCCCUGCUCUGCCUUGGAGCCUGUUCCACACCCUUCCCUGUCUCAAAUAAACCUGUCUGGAGCAAAAAAACCCUCCUCUGGGCCUUCAGGGCAGCAGCUGGAGGGAGCCUGAGCAUGUUUGGGUUCAGACUGAAAGAGGGGAAGUUUAGUUGGAUGUAAGGAAGGAAUUGUUCCCUGUGAGGGUGGGGAGGCCCUGGCACAGGGUGCCCAGAGAAGCUUGGAGCAGCCUGGGAUAGUGGAAGGUGUCUCUGGCCAUGGCAGGGGCUGGAGCAGGAUGAGUUUUUAGAUCCCUUCCCACCCAAACCAUUCCAUGAUUUUCCAUUUGUCCCACCAACAGCUCUGCUUCCACCCCUCCAGUGUUUUCCACAGUACACGUGCCCUGUGUGUGUGAUGUUGUGCUGCCUUAGGAAAAUCCAGGUGCUCUGUACCUGGAAACAGCUCAAAUUCCUCCCCAGCUAAGCUUGGAGCUGCUUGAGAGCUCUGCUCUUGUGCCAGCUGUGGUGCUCCUGGCUCUCAGCUGCUUGUUCCAGCCUCCUGUAAUCCCAAACCCCAUCCCAUGGUUUAUGUACCUGUAAUCCCCUCCACGGGAAUCCCUGGUGUGUGUCUCGUGAAGCUGGAUAAUCCCAUUAAACUGGAAUGAGAGCAGCACUUGGGUCAGCUCUUGCUGUUGCACCUCUCAGAAAUCCCAGCCAGCAUUUCAGAGAUCCCUGCACAUCUGCAAGUGGCAUUUGUUUAUAGCCCACGUUUCUUAGGAUGUUCCUACUUGUCCUUCAAGUCUAUCACGGCAUUUCCAGCUCAUCCAUAACAUUCCUCCUUGUUUAGACACGGCUCAAGGCUUGGGAGAUGUGGCCAGCAGCUCCCUCGGGGUGAGGUCAGGGCUGGGAGCAGUUGUGGCUCUGGCAGCACAGGAGACCAGAUAAAAGCAGGAACUCCCCAUUUGCUGGGGCUGCUCCACCUCUGCUUUAGGGCUUCUCCGUGCCCAGAGGAGGGAAUGGAGCUGGGAAGGGGCUGCAGCACCAGGAGAGGCUGAGGGAGCUGGAAAGGGGCUCAGCCUGGAGAAAAGGAGGCUCAGGGGGUCCCUUGUGGCUCUGCACAACUCCUGACAGGAGGGGACAGGCUCUGCUCCCAGGGAACAGGGACAGGAGGAGAGUUGUGCCAGGGGAGGGUCAGGUUGAAUAUCAGGGAAUUUUCUUCAUGGAAAGGGUGAAAAGCAUUGGCACAGGGCAGUGCUGAUAUGCCCAGCCCUGGAAGUGUUGAAAACCAUGUGGAUGUGGCAUUGGGGUGACCGUGGGGGUGCUGCUGAGGGCUGGACUCGAUGAUCUCUGAGGUCUUUUCCAAGCUCAGCGACUUUGAUUCCACACUUCUGUCACUGGGACUGUCAGAGCAUUCAGUGUAAAACUCCCACCAGAGGAGGGAGUCCAUGGCUGCAGCUCCCUGGCAGUCCUGUCAGCCCUCAGAUCCUUGUGAGGUAACAGCACUUGGUGGGUUUUGUGCUGCUUAGGAAGAGUUCCCCCAGGAUCAGAGCAGGGCCCUGGCCUGGCCACGCUCCUCAGCCCCCAGAAUCUGCUCUGGACACCUCCUCCCUGUCCCUGCCUGCUGCUUCCUCCUUUUCUCUUUCCCAGCUGCACUUUGGAAGAUCCUGCUUUGCCCCUGGAACUUGCUCUGAGCAGCCACGGGGUUUGUCCCCCCCUCCCAGCACAGCAAACCCUCAUUCCUCAUUCCUGGAGUACUCUCAGGACACAGAUCCUGGAGGGAAAUUUUGCACUUGAAAGCAAGUAAGUGAAGCCAUGACGUGUCUGUUUAGAAUAAAAGGACAUGUAGCAGAUAAUAAAUAAUCAGGGUUUAAUAUGACAGAGCUUCUGCUUUAAGUUUAAAUAGGAAUCGUUGUUUUACAGCUGCAUAAUAGGAGGAAUUUUAAAUGAAUGCCUUUCCUAAAAUUGCACAGAUUUAAAAGUUGUGAGGUGAAGAACUAAUGAGGAAAAAUAAACUAAUUUAUCAGCAA
Vidua macroura (Pin-tailed whydah) is the source of this 4918-nucleotide messenger RNA. It is a transcript of the gene GALNS, whose product is annotated as galactosamine (N-acetyl)-6-sulfatase. The record is from RefSeq and is a predicted model, not a curated record. Gene Ontology annotation, molecular function: N-acetylgalactosamine-6-sulfatase activity; arylsulfatase activity. Lineage: Eukaryota; Metazoa; Chordata; Aves; Passeriformes; Viduidae.